Molecule: messenger RNA, 6774 nt
Organism: Apus apus (common swift)
Lineage: Eukaryota; Metazoa; Chordata; Aves; Apodiformes; Apodidae
Gene: ABCA7
Product: ATP binding cassette subfamily A member 7
Exons: 48
Biological process (GO): transmembrane transport; lipid transport
Cellular component (GO): intracellular membrane-bounded organelle; membrane
Molecular function (GO): lipid carrier activity; ATP binding; ABC-type transporter activity
Source: RefSeq, a predicted model, not a curated record
AUGACCGGGACGGCUGGAGCCGGGGUCGUGGUCACCCAGCUGGUGCUGGUGCUGUGGAAGAGCUUCACCUACCGCCGGCGGCAGCGGAACAAGCUGGUCAUAGAGCUCCUGUGGCCUCUUUUUUUCUUCCUCAUCCUGGUCUGGAUGCAGUGGUCCCACAAGCCUUUCAAGCAGCAUGAGUGCCACUUUCCCAACAAGGCCCUGCCCUCGGCUGGGACCCUGCCCUGGCUCCAGGGCAUCAUCUGCAACAUGAGGAACCCCUGCUUCCUGCACCCCACGGUGGGAGAGACCCCUGGCCUGGUGGACAAUUUCGACGGCUCCACCCUCUCCCGUCUGCUGGACAAAGCCCAUCAGCUCCUGCACAGCAAAGACGGGCAGCAGCUCCUGCUCAGCUUCACCCGCAUCAAGCCCAUGCUGCGUGAGCUCUGGAGGACCGGAGGGAAGAAUCAGAAAUCGCCGUUGAGAACCCACAUCAAAGGCAGCGACCGCCUCAUUCGGGCCACCCUUGCUCUACAACCAGCGCUGAUGAGAGAGCUGCUGAACGCUUCGGUCAGCCUCGGCUUCGUGAGUGUCCGUGGUGCUCGCUCCCGGUGCGCCGGGGCCUCCCGAUGUCUGGCGUGCCGGGGGCUGCCGUGUGACCGGCCCCUCUCCCAGCAGCUCAGCCCGAAGGGGGCCGCGCUGAGGGCGUCGUUCUGCAACUCGUCGGAGCCGGGGCUCCGCCUGCCCCCGGGCGGGCGCCUGCGGCAGCAGCUCUGCAGGCGGCCCUCCCAGCUCACCGCCCUGGUGGAGGCUCUCUUGCCCAUACUUGAUGUGCCCAGUCUCCUGGCGGACCAGCUGAACUCCAAUGUCUUGAGACCCUUGGCCACCUUCCUGGAUGGUGCAGCACCCCUGUUGCAGGAGAUGUCCUCCAUGUCCAGACAAGCCAAGAUGCAGCUCAGGGCACUGGGGGCCCCCAGUGCCAGCACCUUUCAGGCUCUGUUGCAUAUGAUCUGUGGGCAUCCCAAGGGUGGGGGGCUCCAUGUCCCCUCCCUCCACUGGUACGAGGUCAGUGACUUCAAAGACUUCCUGGACCACCAAAGCAUGAAGCAGAAACCCACGGACCCACACAGCACCAGCCCCUUCUGUGAAGAGAUGUUCCACAACCUGGUGUCCAGCUCAGAUGUGAAGAUCUUAUGGCAGGGGGUCAAGCCGCUCUUUACGGGGAAGAUCCUGUACACCCCACCUCGCCCCGGCCCCAGAAGCAUCAUGGCUGAGAUGAACCAGACCUUCCAGGAACUGGCAGUGCUGGGAGAGUUGGGGCACGCCUGGCAGGACCUGGGACCCCGCAUCUAUGCCUUCUUCAACAGCAGCCAGGAGCUACAGGUCCUGCGGAACCUGCUGGCAGCCCCACGCACGGCUCAGCUCCUCUCCGAGUUCCUCAAUGACAGCUCCUCGAAGCUGCCGGUGCUGGCCGGGUUCCUGGGGGCGCCGGUGGGCAGGCCGGGGCUCACCUGGAAGGAGAUGUUCGCUGAUGUCGAUGCCAUCCUGACCAACCUGUCGCAGUUCAUGAAGUGUGUCAGCCUGGACAAGAUCGAGGCGGUAGCCAAUGAGAACAAGCUGGUGGCCCGGGCCCUGGAGCUGCUGGAGGAGGAGCGGUUCUGGGCGGGUGUGGUCUUCCACCCCCCCUUCACCGCCGUGAACUCCACGCUGCCCCGCCACGUCCGCUACACCAUCCGCAUGGACAUUGACGCUGUCACGAGGACUGACAGGGUCAAUAAGAGGUUUUGGCACCCGUCGCCUGAGGCCGACCCCUUCAGCGACCUGCGCUACGUCUGGGGGGGCUUCGUCUACCUGCAGGACCUGGUGGAGCAGGCGGUGGUGCGGGUGCAGACCAAGACUGCCCCGCAGAUGGGGAUCUAUGUCCAGCAAAUGCCUUAUCCUUGCUUUGUGGGUGAUGCGUUCCUCUGGGUGCUGUCCUACUCACUGUCCCUCUUAAUUACACUGUCCUGGAUCUACUUGGUGGCCAUGAUCAUCAAGGGAGUGGUGCACGAGAAGGAGACGUGUAUCAAGGAGACCAUGAAGACCAUGGGGCUGAGCAAUGGGAUUCUCUGGCUUAGCUGGUUCAUCAGCAGCUUAAUCUCCUUUCUUAUCAGUUCUGCCCUCCUCGUUCUCAUCCUCAAGCUGGGAAACAUCCUGCCCUACAGCAAUCCAGCCAUCAUCUUCCUCUUCCUCGGCUCCUUCUCAGUGGCCACCAUCAGCCAGUGCUUCCUCAUCAGCGCUUUCUUCUUCCGUGCCAACCUGGCCUCGGCUUGUGGUGGUAUCAUCUACUUCUUCCUCUACCUGCCCUACGUGCUGUACGUUCCCUGGCGCUACUUCAUCCCCUUCUCACUGCGUGUCGUCAUGAGCCUGCUGUCGCCAGUCGCCUUCAGCUUCGGCUGUGAGUACAUCUCCCUCUAUGAGAACAAAGGGAUAGGCAUCCAGUGGCACAACCUGAUUGCCAGCCCUGUGCCCGAAGACCGCUACAGCUUUGCCGUGGCCAUGGGACUGCUGCUGCUGGACGCUGGCCUCUACAGCCUGGCCACUUGGUAUGUCGAGGGCAUCUUCCCAGGUCAGUAUGGGAUUCCCAAACCGUGGUAUUUCCCCUUCCUGAAGAGCUACUGGUUUGGAAAGAAAUCCUCAGCUGAGCAGCCCCCGAACCCCACUGCCCCCCUCACUGCACCCCGAGUGUUCUUGGAGAAGCCCCCUGCCCAGCUGCAGCCCAGUGUCUCCAUCCGCGACCUGGUGAAGGUUUACAAGAAGAGCAGCCAUAUGGCCAUCAACGGGCUGAGCCUAGACUUCUACGAGGGGCAGAUCACCUCCUUCUUGGGCCAUAACGGGGCUGGCAAGACCACCACCAUGGCCAUCCUGUCCGGCCUCCUGCCCCCCACCUCUGGCACUGCCUAUAUCCUGGGCCAGGACAUCCGCUUCAAUAUCAACAGCAUCCGCAAAACCUUGGGGAUGUGUCCCCAGCACAACGUGCUCUUCGAUAUCCUGACAGUGGAGGAGCACAUCUGGUUCUACGGGCGGCUGAAGGGGCUGUCAGAGAAGCAGGUGAAGGUGGAGAUGAAGCAGCUGAUCUUGGACCUAGGGCUGAUGCACAAGCGUCAGGAGCAGGCCAAGAACCUCCCAGGCGGGAUGCGGCGGAAGCUCUCGGUGGCCAUCGCCUUCGUGGGCGGCUCACGGGUGGUCCUCCUGGACGAGCCCACAACUGGCAUCGACCCCUACUCACGCCGCAGCAUCUGGGACGUGCUGCUCAAGUACCGCAAAGGCCGCACCAUCAUCAUGUCCACCCACUCCAUGGACGAGGCGGAGCAGCUGGGGGACCGCACGGCCAUCCUGGUGCAGGGCCGGCUCCGCUGCUGCGGGUCCCCGCUCUUCCUCAAGUCCCGGCUGGGAGCUGGAUACCGCCUCACCGUGGUGAUGGGGGAGGCGGCCGGGAUGGGCGGCAGCGCCGGCGCCGUCCCCGGCACCACCAAAAAGGUGAACCCCUCAGCCCCGCUGAGCAGCACCCGAAAAGGUUGUCAGAUGUGGGGGGAGCUUCGAGCCCCAGGCUUGGGACCGGGUGUGGCCCAGCUGUUGGAGCUGAUCCAGAGUCUGAUCCCCGGCUCCCGGCUGAUGAAGAGCAGCAGGCACGAGGUGCUGUUCAUCCUGCCCUACAGUGGGACCAAGGAUGGGACCUUAGCAAAGCUCUUCCGCAAGCUGGAUGCCCACAAGAGGCAACUGGGCAUCUCCAGCUAUGACAUCUCUAACACCACACUGGAGGAGGUCUUCCGGAGGGUGGCCAAGGACACAAGGCUGUACAGGACAGGCACCAGGAGAGGAGCAGCCUCCAGCAAGAAGCGGUACACAAAAACAGCUCAUGGGAAAUUGGGGAAGCAGCGCCAGAAGCCGGCGCGGCUGCGGGGGGCGGGGGCCCAGGCCUGCGGCAGGGUGAGGGGCACCGCGCUCGUCCGGCAGCAGCUCCGCGCACUCUUCAUCAAGAGGAUGCUGCGCACCCGGCGCAGCACCCGCAGCUUCUUUGCGCAGACCAUCCUGCCCGCUGUGUUCGUCUGCAUCGCGCUGCUCUUCAGCUUCCUCGUGCCGCCGAGGUUCUUCAAGAAGUACCCAUCGCUGCGGCUCCAGCCCUGGAUCUACGGCAACCAGAUCACUUUCUUCAGCAACGACGCUCCCGAGAACCCGGACACGGACCGGCUCCUGUCCGCGCUGCUGGGCGAGCCUGGCUUUGGCACCAGGUGCAUGAAGGGGUGAGCACCUGGGCUGUGCCAACCAGCUUCCCACCCCGGUGGCUUCGUGGUCCCCCCACUGAAAAUGCCGUGGAGAUGGAACUGGACACUGUCCAAGCCGUCGCCCCCCUGCCGGUGCAGCGAGCCGGAGGAUGACAGGCUGCUGCCCGACUGCCCCGCAGGCGCCGGGGGGCCCCCCGCACCCCAGGUGCAAAGGGGCACAGGUGAUGUCCUGCUGAACCUGACGGGCAGGAACAUCUCUGACUUCUUGGUGAAAACUUACACCCGGAUCAUUCUCAGGGAGCAGAGGAGACAUUCGUUGAGCGAGCGGAGGUAUGGUGGCCUCUCUCUGGGCUCCAAGAACUCCCAGGACCUGCCAACGCAUGAGGACUUAGAUGAGAUGGUUCUGGAGCUCCAGGGCAUUUUCAACAUCACCCCGGGCAGCUCCUUGGACAGGCUCCUGCACAACAUGAGCCGCCUCAUCUGGGACUCGAAAGCUCGCAACAGCAUCAAGGUCUGGUUCAACAACAAGGGCUGGCACUCCAUGGUCUCCUACGUCAACGUGGCCAACAACGGGCUGCUGCGCGCCGGGCUGCCCAACGGCACCGACCCCACGUACUAUGGCAUCACCGUUGCCAACCACCCCCUCAACAUCAGCAAGCUGCAGUUCACACCAUCCAGCCUGACGCCCAACUACGAGAACGUGCUGGUCUCCAUCUUCGUGGUCUUUGCCAUGUCCUUCGUCCCGGCCAGCUUUGUGGUCUUCCUCAUUGAGGAGCGGGUCAGCAAGGCCAAGCACCUCCAGUUUGUCUGUGGGAUGAAGCCCAUCACGUACUGGCUGGGCAGCUUUGCCUGGGACAUGUGCAACUAUCUGGUCUCUGCGGUGCUGGUCAUCAUCAUCUUCCUCUCCUUCCAGCACAAGUCCUACUCAUCCUCAGCCAACCUGCCUGCCCUUGUGCUGCUGCUGCUGCUCUACGGCUGGUCCAUCACCCCUCUGAUGUACCUGGCCUCCUUCUUCUUCAACGUCCCCAGCACCGCCUACGUGUUCCUGAUCUGCAUCAACCUCUUCAUUGGCAUCAACAGCAGCGUGGCCACCUUUGUGCUGGAGCUCUUCUUUGAUGAGGAACUUAGGAAGAUGAACCGCAUCCUGAAGCAAGUUUUCCUCAUCUUCCCCCAAUUCUGUCUGGGCCGAGGCCUCAUGGACAUGGCAAGGAACCAGGCGAUGACCGAUGCCCUCAAGAGAUUUGGGUACAAGGGCUUCGUGUCCCCCCUAUCCUGGCACCUGGCAGGGAAGCACAUGUUCGCUAUGGCAGUUCAGGGCAUCAUCUUCUCCCUCUUCACACUCCUGCUGCAAUACCGGUUCUUCCUGCGGCUCAGGCUGUGGGCUGUGCACCUGCCCCCGCUGGGGAAGGAGGACCGAGACGUGGCCAGGGAGCGGGAGAAGGUGGAAAGCACUCCCCAGCACCGCCGCCCUCUCCUGCUGCUGAAGAACCUGACCAAGGUGUACGGGCGCAGGGGGGCUCCGGCCGUGGACCGGCUCUGCGUGGCCAUCCGCCCGGGGGAGUGCUUCGGCCUCCUGGGGGUGAACGGCGCGGGGAAGAGCUCCACCUUCAAGAUGCUGACGGGGGACACGCAGGUGACACUGGGGGAGGCCUGGCUGAAAGGGCACAGCGUGCUCACCGACCUGCAGUCUGUCCGGCAGCACUUGGGUUACUGCCCCCAGGUCGACGCCAUCACUGACCUGCUGACGGGGCGGGAGAACCUGGAGUUUUACAGCCGCGUGUGCGGCAUCCCAGAGGAGGAGACCUCCAGGGUGGCUCUAUGGGGCGUCACCAAACUGAAGCUGGGGCCAGAUGCAGACCAGCUGGUGUGCAGUUACACCAGGGACAGCAAGCGCAGGCUCUCUGUGGCCAUAGCUCUCCUUUGCUCCCCACCCAUUGUAUUCCUGGAUGAGCCCACAACAGGGAUCGACCCACAAGCCCGGCGGUGCCUGUGGGACUGCAUCCUCGGCGUCAUCCGGGAGGGCAAGUCCGUGGUGCUCACAUCCCAGAGCAUGGAGGAGUGCGAGGCGCUGUGCACCAGGAUCGCCAUCAUGGUCAACGGCCGGUUCCGCUGCCUGGGCAGUGUUCAGCACCUCAAGACCAGGUUUGGGCAUGGCUACAUGGUGCUGGUGCGGGUGGGCGGCCGGGGGCCGGUGCCGGUGCAGAGGAUGAUGCGGCGCGUGUUCCCCGGCAUCGUGCUGAAGGAGCGGCACGGGAACCUCCUGCACUACUACCUGCCCGCCCGUGCUGGCUCCUGGACCCGAGUCUUCGCCGUCCUGGCAAGCUGCCGCCACAUCUACCACAUUGACGACUACUCUGUGUCCCAGGCCACCCUCAACCAGGUCUUCAUGCGCUUUGCCAAGGAGCAGAGCAAGGAGGACCCCCAGGACAUCUGGGACCCAGAGGAGGAUGCAACCCUGAGGGGGUUCCGCCGCUGGAGGAGGCUGAUGCCAUUUUUUAAGUACAACAACAACCAGAAGAGCAUUGUCUGA